UCCUGUCUACUUGAUAGUUCUUAUAGUUAUGUCUGGAAAAGAAAAACUUGCAAUUUUCCCUUCUCGGGGAGCACAAAUGUUAAUGAAAUCCCGUUUACAUGGGGCACAAAAGGGUCAUGGUUUAUUAAAAAAGAAAGCAGAUGCAUUACAAAUGCGUUUUAGAUUAAUUUUGGGUAAAAUUAUUGAGACAAAAACUCUUAUGGGAGAAGUGAUGAAGGAAGCAGCUUUCUCAUUGGCUGAAGCUAAAUUUGCAACUGGAGACUUUAAUCAAGUAGUUCUUCAGAAUGUGACAAAAGCACAGAUUAAAAUUAGAUCUAAAAAAGAUAAUGUUGCUGGUGUUAAUCUUCCAGUAUUUGAAUCUUAUCAAGAUGGCACAGAUACAUAUGAAUUAGCAGGUUUGGCAAGAGGUGGACAACAAUUGGCAAAAUUGAAAAAAAAUUAUCAAAGAGCAAUCAAAUUAUUAGUGGAAUUAGCAUCUUUACAAACAAGUUUUGUAACUUUGGAUGAAGUUAUUAAAAUUACAAAUCGUCGUGUAAAUGCUAUUGAACAUGUUAUCAUUCCAAGAAUUGAGAAAACACUUGCUUAUAUAAUUUCUGAGUUGGAUGAAUUAGAAAGAGAAGAAUUCUAUCGAUUGAAGAAAAUUCAAGAUAAGAAGAAACAAGCAAAAGCUAAGCUUGAGGCAGCUAGAGCAGAGAUGAUAGCUUCCGGUAAAGAUGUAGAAGCUGCAAAUAUGCUUGAUGAAGGAGAUGAUGAUAUUUUAUUUUAAACAUUGUACACAAUUUAUUUUCACAAUCUAUAGUAUUAAAAAAUUGUUUUAAUUUUGAAUGAAUGUGUUAAUGAAUGAAUCCAGUGAAAUGAGAAUAUAUUUAGUAUUUUCACAAAAAUCUUAAAACAAUAUUAAUUUUAUAUUUCAGUUGUAUUAUAUAAAAAAUUAUUAUUAAAAUUUGAAACUUCUGCAUAAAUAGAUGAUAAAAGGUAGAUGAUUUUAUGGAUUACUAACAUUUUUUAUACAGUAUGAUACAUUAUGAUACAGUAUGAUAUAUUAUGAUAUAAAUAUGAUAUAAUAUGUUAUAUUGAAAUUUCACCAUAUCAUAAAAAAUGUUAAUAAUACUUUUUAUCAACUAUGUGCCACUAAUUUGAUAACUGUUGAAAUUG
Messenger RNA from Apis laboriosa (Himalayan honeybee), 1155 nucleotides. RefSeq names its product V-type proton ATPase subunit D 1 (gene Vha36-1). The record is from RefSeq and is a predicted model, not a curated record. The coding region runs from base 29 to 766 and encodes 245 amino acids. The transcript is spliced from 4 exons. Lineage: Eukaryota; Metazoa; Arthropoda; Insecta; Hymenoptera; Apidae. Gene Ontology annotation, molecular function: proton-transporting ATPase activity, rotational mechanism. Gene Ontology annotation, cellular component: proton-transporting V-type ATPase complex.